Ostrea edulis (European flat oyster) is the source of this 1795-nucleotide messenger RNA. RefSeq lists its product as uncharacterized. NCBI's taxonomy places the organism in Eukaryota, Metazoa, Mollusca, Bivalvia, Ostreida, Ostreidae. The coding region runs from base 944 to 1354 and encodes 136 amino acids. The record is from RefSeq and is a predicted model, not a curated record. The transcript is spliced from 4 exons.
UAAAUAUAUGGAAAAUAAAUAAAGGCAGUGGAGAUAAGAAAGUAAGAAUUAUAAAAUGAAAUAAGAAGUUAAAAUAAGAAGUUGGAUUACUUACCCGAAUAAAAUCUUGUUGACAAAUUGCGGAAGUUAGCUCUUGCGCUUUUGAGCACAAUUCCGUAGGGUGCUAAAACUAAGCAUUUACUUCUUAAAUACUCAUCUAUUUCUGAACCCUAUUUGUGUUAAUUCAAAUUUUGAAAGUCUUUGGCAGGGACCAUAUUUUGUGGUGGAAGGAUUGAUUAAUCAAAAAUUCCUAAAUCUACAUGAUAUUACAGGUUAUGUUUCAACCGAUAUAUCUUCUAUAUUUUUAUACCCCUAUACAUGUAUUGCAGUUUUAUAAUUUAUUAAACAAGUAGCUGAGACUUGGAACUACUUCAAAUGUUAUAAUUUAUUAAUUUAGAAAAAUUAUUUUCAUCAAUGGUAGAUAACUCUUUCAAACAAGUCCCAGGUCCUACGAGGUCGGCUUCUAAUCCUUUACUUAUCGUAUGAAUUAUUUCAAUUCCAUCCUAAUAACAAUGGAAUUUUUUUCUUGUUUUAAAUCAUUAAAAAUUGUCCAAUCUCCUAUCGUUAAAUUUUAUACAUCUACUACCUUAAAUAUACAGUACAUGCAGUAUAUGCAUUUGCAAAAUUAACGUUCAUUCAAAACUCUGUUUAUUCAACACUAUUUCGUGUGAAUAUAAACAUAGUACUUUGUACCUUUUGCAUCAUGUCGACCCUGAAAUUUGUUUGCUGUUUUUCAUAUUACAUUAGUCACUUCAGUCGUCGUGUUAAAACGCAGGUACUUCGUCAUAACAUUUCUACGACACACCUGAAUUUCUUGACGUUUAGAUCAUUGCGCAAUAAAAAAAAUUCCAUACAAAUUUAAACCAGAGGUGGCUACGGUGACAAAAACCACAAGAUAUCAAAGAUGGAGGUCUACAAAUCGAUAGUGCCUGUUCUGCUAGUUUUCCUUGUCUGUGUUACUAACGCGCUGAACCCGGAUGGAACAUGUGACAGUGACAGUGACUGCCCUCUCUCUUUCUACCACUGCUGUUCCGGAACUAUCUGGUGUUGUCCUUCCGGGUACAUCUGUACCGGAUCAUCAACCUGCCUAAGUAUCGGAGUUAUCGUCGGUCCCAUCGUCGGCCUGGUCGUCCUCAUCGUUUGUGUCGUUGUUUGCUGUGCGUGUUAUAAAAAGAAACAACAGACACAAGGUGUGGUAAUGAGUCCCCAGACAACAACUCAACCUGGGUAUGGACAACCGGCAGCUUACGGACAACCGCAAGGUUACGGACAACCGGCCGCUUACGGACAGCCAGAUCUAUCUGCAAAACAAUAGGAAUAUGGACGGUCAUUGACAACAAUAUCUAUUGAUAUGAACAAUCUUUUUGUUAUUUAUUAUAUAUUGUUCUAAACCUUGAUGUUUUUAUAUGAAGGACAGAGCAAAUUUUACUCCGUCAGUUAACUAGCGUGUAUAUUAUAUAUGUAACAAAUGUGCAAAAUAAUUUUGACAAGUGUGUGUGUGUGUGUGUGUGUGUGUGUGUGUGUGUGUGUGUGUGAAAGGUACAUAUUUAGAUGAUCAAAAUGAAAAAGGUAUCUCAAUGUUGCCGGAGAACAUUCUAUCAAACAGAAUGGUGACUACUAGUAUUUCUUUGUUUAUUUUUAUUGUGUGGUUUGUUUUUUUUUUUUGUAGUUUUUUUUUUUUUUUUAAAUUUUUACAUUUUAUGAACUAUGUAGUAUUUUGAUUUGUAUUUUCAUAAUAAAAAGUUUAGAAACCAAA